Bicyclus anynana (squinting bush brown) is the source of this 500-nucleotide messenger RNA. RefSeq names its product chorion class B protein L11-like. The coding region runs from base 1 to 459 and encodes 152 amino acids. Gene Ontology annotation, biological process: chorion-containing eggshell formation; multicellular organism development. The transcript is spliced from 2 exons. Gene Ontology annotation, molecular function: structural constituent of egg chorion. The record is from RefSeq and is a predicted model, not a curated record. Gene Ontology annotation, cellular component: egg chorion. Lineage: Eukaryota; Metazoa; Arthropoda; Insecta; Lepidoptera; Nymphalidae.
AUGGUUGCUAAAGCCGUACUUUUCGUCUGCGCUCAGGCUCUUGUUAUGCAGUCUAUCUCCGGACAGUGCAUCGGCGCUGGCUGGGCCGAAGCCCCCUACCUCGGCUCUUGGGCAGGCGCUCCCUACGGCGCUGCCGGUUUCUGCGGCGCUGCACCUGGUUUCUCCGGCGGCUCUCUCCCAGUGGCCAGCGCCUCCCCUAUCCCACCGAACGGAGUGUCCGUGCUGUCUGAGAAUGCUUACUGCGGAGAGCUCGCUGUCCGCGGCGCUCUGCCGUUCUUGGGAACUGUGGGACUAGAAGGUGCCAUGCCAUCUGCUGGUUCCGGUUCGGUCGCGUACGGCUGCGGUAACGGAGAGGUCGCCAUGCUGACUGAGGACAUCGGUGCUGCCGCUUAUGCCCCAUGGGGUUACGGAUACGAAGGUCGCGCUGGAUGCGGAUGUGGAUGUGGACGUUUCUACUGAGAAAGACGAUAAUGUUUGCCAUAAAUUUAAUAAUAAACUGA